This is a messenger RNA of Odobenus rosmarus divergens (Pacific walrus), 2053 nucleotides long. It is a transcript of the gene NSMF, whose product is annotated as NMDA receptor synaptonuclear signaling and neuronal migration factor. Gene Ontology annotation, cellular component: nucleus; cytoplasm. The record is from RefSeq and is a predicted model, not a curated record. Gene Ontology annotation, molecular function: protein binding. The coding region runs from base 192 to 1796 and encodes 534 amino acids. Gene Ontology annotation, biological process: positive regulation of neuron migration; regulation of neuronal synaptic plasticity. The transcript is spliced from 16 exons. Lineage: Eukaryota; Metazoa; Chordata; Mammalia; Carnivora; Odobenidae.
GCGGUGGGCGGAGCCACCGGCCCCGGCCCCGGCAGUGCUCUCCCGGUGCUGCGGGACUCGCGGACUGCUCAGCGCUGCCAUGCGGGGCCCGGGCCCGAGCCGGAGCCCCGGAGCGGUGCGGCUACCCCGGCGGAGGCGGCGGGCGCGGGGCGCGCUCUGAGGCCGGGGGAUGCGCCGCCGCCGCCGCGACCAUGGGCGCCGCCGCCUCCCGGAGGAGGGCGCUGAGGAGCGAGGCCAUGUCCUCGGUGGCGGCCAAAGUGCGAGCAGCCCGAGCAUUUGGCGAGUACCUGUCCCAGAGUCACCCUGAGAAUCGGAACGGUGCAGACCACCUGCUGGCUGAUGCCUACUCUGGCCACGACGGGUCCCCCGAGAUGCAGCCAGCCCCCCAGAACAAGCGUCGCCUCUCCCUCGUCUCCAAUGGCCGCUACGAGGGCAGCCUCUCAGAGGAGGCUGUCGGCGGGAAGCCGGCCUGUGAGGGCCCCCAGCCCCGUGUGUACACCAUCUCUGGGGAGCCAGCCCUGCUGCCCAGCCCGGAGGCCGAGGCCAUUGAGCUGGCCGUGGUGAAGGGGCGGCGGCAGCAGGAACGGCACCCCCACCACCACAGCCAGCCCCUGCGUGCCAGCCCGGGGGGCAGCCGUGAGGACGUCAGCAGGCCGUGCCAGAGCUGGGCAGGCAGCCGCCAGGGCUCCAAAGAAUGUCCGGGAUGCGCCCAGCUGGCCCCUGGUCCCAGCCCCUCCCCUCGGGCCUUUGGGCUGGACCAGCCACCUCUGCCUGAGGCCACGAGCCGCCGCAAGAAGCUGGAGAGGAUGUACAGUGUUGACCGUGUGUCUGAUGACACCCCCAUCCGUACCUGGUUCCCCAAGGAAAACCUCUUCAGUUUCCAGACAGCAACCACAACUAUGCAAGCCAUCUCGGUGUUCAGGGGCUACGCGGAGAGGAAGCGCCGGAAACGGGAGAAUGAUUCCGCGUCUGUAAUCCAGAGGAACUUCCGCAAACACCUGCGCAUGGUCGGCAGCCGGAGGGUGAAGGCCCAGACGUUCGCCGAGCGGCGCGAGCGGAGCUUCAGCCGGUCCUGGAGCGACCCCACCCCCAUGAAAGCCGACACUUCCCACGACUCCCGAGACAGUAGUGACCUGCAGAGCUCACACUGCACCCUGGGUGAGGCCUUCGAGGAUCUGGACUGGGAGACCGAGAAGGGGCUGGAGGCAGUGGCCUGCGACACCGCGGGCUUUGUGCCCCCCAAGGUCAUGCUCAUCUCCUCCAAGGUGCCCAAAGCUGAGUACAUCCCGACUAUCAUCCGCAGGGACGACCCGUCCAUCAUCCCCAUCCUCUAUGAUCACGAGCACGCGACUUUUGAGGACAUUCUGGAGGAAAUAGAGAAAAAGCUGAACAUCUACCACAAGGGGGCUAAGAUCUGGAAGAUGCUGAUUUUUUGCCAGGGCGGCCCAGGACACCUGUACCUGCUCAAGAACAAGGUGGCCACCUUUGCCAAAGUGGAGAAAGAGGAGGACAUGAUCCACUUCUGGAAGCGCCUGAGCCGCUUGAUGAGCAAAGUGAACCCAGAGCCGAACGUCAUCCACAUCAUGGGCUGCUACAUUCUGGGGAACCCCAACGGGGAGAAGCUGUUCCAGAACCUCAGGACCCUCAUGACCCCUUACAGGGUCACCUUCGAGUCCCCGCUGGAGCUGUCGGCCCAAGGGAAGCAGAUGAUUGAGACCUACUUUGACUUCCGGCUGUACCGCCUGUGGAAAAGCCGUCAGCACUCGAAGCUGCUGGACUUUGAGGAUGUUCUCUGAGGGCCGUGCCACCCAGCUGCUUCCGUGGACCAGCGGCUAGGGCUGGGCCCCUUGUGUGUGGCCCAGGACCGCGUGGGUCCCAGUCUUCACGGCCGCUUCAGGGCACUCUCAGAUGUUGCUCAGGUUCCCUCCUGGGGGUCUGGCCUUCACUGCACCCCAGGCCACUGAGGUCAUGGCCCCUGUGGCCCGGGACGAGCCUCACCCCCGCGUGGCCAGGGGGUGCUCGGCGGCCUGGCGCUGAUGGGGCUUAGGCCCUG